Molecule: messenger RNA, 5441 nt
Organism: Xenopus laevis (African clawed frog)
Lineage: Eukaryota; Metazoa; Chordata; Amphibia; Anura; Pipidae
Product: inositol-trisphosphate 3-kinase B
Exons: 9
Coding region: 317-1717 (466 amino acids)
Source: RefSeq, a predicted model, not a curated record
UGAUCACAUGAACAGUUUUUAAAAAGUCCACCUUAGCGCAGAGAAAUGUGCGGGAGCUGAGUGCGGAGGAGAAGAGGUGAGAGCGCAGUUCCACGAAGUAUGCAAAUAAUCGCCCGUUUGCUGGCAUCCACGAAGGCACAAAGAUGACGUCCUGGCAAGAAGACUCAGCGUGAUACAAAAAAACCUUGUGUGAGCAGCCGAUGAAAGAACAACUAUGCAGAAGCUGGGGCUGAUCCAUCAAGCACAAAGAUAAGAUCGGCAAAAGAAAAAAAACAUCAAAAAUACCAAGAAAAGACUCCUAACCCUUGUGAGAGAAAUGGAGUCUUUAAAAGAAGAGAGCAAAGGGUGUGGUUUCCAGAAUUUCUCCGAAUUUGUUUCCAAGGGAAAGGGAGACAUGGACUCCUGUGAUAAAGACUCGCCAGACAAACCAGACCUUCUUUUAGAACAGAAGAAAAACAAAGGAUCCUUUAGGAAAGACAGUCCAUCCAUGAGAUCUUCAAACAGGUCUACCUCCAGCACGUCCACCUGCUCCUCAUUGGCCUAUUCAUCACCAGAGAGUGACCAGGUGUUCAGCGAGGAAGAGGAAAUGCCGGCAAAACGCAAAAUAUUGCGCAAGACCAAAUCCUGGAAGACUUUCUUCACAAUGGUACACUGGUCCCUUCGGCGACAGAAUUCCUGGGUGCAGUUGGCCGGGCAUGAAGGUAACUUCAAGGCAAGUGAGCGAGGCCACAUCCUAAAGAAGUUCAGUCCCAUAGAAAAUGCUUGUCUGGUUGCACUCAUGGAUGACGCCCUCCGCCCAUAUGUGCCCAGCUACCAAGGCGUGGAGGAGAGGGAUGGGCAAACCUACAUCAAAAUGGAAGAUUUACUUAUGGGCUUGGAAGGUCCUAGCAUCAUGGACUGCAAGAUGGGCUUCAGGACAUACUUGGAGGAAGAGCUUGAAAAAGCACUGCUGAAACCCACCCCAAGGAAAGAUCUGUAUAGCAAGAUGGUGAAAGUGGACCCUUUUGCCCCAACCGAGGUAGAACAUUUGCAGAGAGCCGUUACAAAGCCUCGCUACAUGCAGUGGCGGGAGACGGUCAGCUCCACCGCUUUGCUUGGUUUCCGCAUUGAAGGUGCCACAAUUGAAGGCGGACCAGUGCAUAAAGACUUUAAACAAAUGAAGAGCAGAGAGAAGAUCAUGGAGACCUUUGUGACCUUUACAAAAGGACAGAAGAACAUCCUUGAGGCAUAUGUGCGCCGUUUAGAGAACAUGGAGAAGGUGCUUCAGGAAUCCGAAUUCUUCCGCACUCAUGAGGUGAUCGGAAGUUCCCUCCUCUUUGUUCAUGAUCGUCGUGGAUUCUCAAACGUGUGGAUGAUUGAUUUUGGGAAGACGUCCCCAGCACCUACACACCUUACACUGCGCCAUGAUAUAGUCUGGGAGCGCGGAAACCACGAGGAUGGAUAUCUGUUGGGUCUAAGGAACCUAACUCACACCAUCAGGGACACCAUAGCUGGCAUGGACGACAUGAUGGAGAUCCUGUGCAAAACAGUGGAAGCCCCAGCAGAGGAAGGGGAAAAACUGAAAUGCGACAGGCAUGAGAUCUCAGCAAGCGGAGACCAGGAGAAUCAAAUGGCGAAACACAAGAGCAAUGAGAUUAUAACAAGAGAGGAGUUAGGGGCCACAUUCAGUGAAAGAGGACAGAAUAUAUCACUGCUAGAAAAAAGCAGGGACCUGUGACUGUCAGGAGAAAUGCUCUGGGACUAUUGGAUGACAGGGAGCAGCACACAUCCGACAGUCAUUACCACACAGAGCCUCUUCACCUCAUUUUUAGCAUAGAGAGAGCUAGAGAGGGAGAAAGAAGGCUCAUCUUCAUUCAGAUGGUGUCAACACCAAGAAACAGGCCGUGGCCUCAUGAAUACUUGUGUUUUAUAUGCAAAAGCAGUUGCUCAGAGGGCUUUUAUAUAGAAUCAGAUGUUAGUGCUUGUGUAUAGCAUCGUUUAGAUGUUGUUAGAAUCCUUGGUGUGAUUUACACACAGUCAGAAUGUCAGUUCUUGAAUGUAAAACACAAGUAUGCAGAGGGCCCAAGACUUAUCCUUUCUUUGGGAACUGUGCUGAGUUAGACAAGCACCGAGCACUCUCACUGUGAGACUUGAUCCAACAGCAGCAUGGCUCUAUGGCUGUAUAGUAAGAAUGAGAGUUGAAAGAUGCCACACACUAUACCAUUAUGUGUGCAGAAACAAAUGGACACUGUUUCAAUAAUCCACAUUCUGUUGAAUACAAAAUUAUUAAUUCUGAGUCUUAACAUCACACAGCCAGCAUUCUUAUACACCCUGGCAAGGACAGUGCCAGCCUCACAUGCAUGCCACACUGGAACUCCUUUACAAUCUGUAUUUAUAUAUAUAUAUAUUUAUACAUAAUUGGCCUCCAAAGAGGACAAAAGCUUUUGAUGAGAGGAAGGGAAGGCUAUAAAAAUCACACUGUAGUGGGAGAAGAAGGCUUAUAGAUUUGCUCCAAGUCCCUUGAAUGGACAGUUCCUGUGCUUUGUUUAAUCCAGCAAGAUCCACGUGUGAUGUCCUGUAGGAUGAGGCUUUCCUGAAAGCAAGGGGAGUAGUACGUUGCUCAGCCUCAGAGGACGUGGGGAGACCGUUCUGUUUGGGCUGGAAGUUAAUAGCAUUGUGACUAGGGUUGGGGCAGUUGCAAGAGGUUCUGGCAUGAAGGUAGGUUACAGGAGACCGGUUAAGAAAAGGCAAUACAGUGCAGCAGUGCACUAUGAGGACUUGCUAGGAAAAAAUUAAGAAAUUUGUGCAAAUUAAUUUUAGUACAAAGUAAAGAAUUUAGCGGUUGGGAUGGGUAAACCAUACAGUAAUGUUUGCAAGGCCAGUUGAACACACAGCUCAUGGGGGGACUUGUUCAUCUCUAUACUCCUAUCAGCAUUCCUUUGGCACUUCAGGGUAAACAAACAAAUAUGUUCAGUCUUGUCCUUCAUCUGCUCUCCACUUCAGAGCAUCCUCCUUGUGGGCAUCGGGUCUGAUCUGGUUUCUCAUGCCUCCCAGCAGGUUGGAUGUGGCCUCGGUCGCUACGAUAAAGGGUUUCACUACGGUGGGAGGAAUCUGACGCAGGACUCCGCCUACUGCUCCUGUCAGGCCCUUCUGCUCGUGCCCACGAGAAGCCACUUCACAUAUAGUAUGGGCUGUGUCAAUGACACCCUGUAAAUGAGCAGAAUAAAAUUGCUGGUCUUUACGGCUUACCACGAACACCUGCCAUCUUGUGCUAUAUUUGGUCAGGACCACUGCACCGGCCCCGGGCCUCAGAUUUAUAUUUACCUGCAGUGGUUGUCAACUUACCUCCCGAACAGUAUCGUAUGCUUUGGCCACACCCUCUCUCAAAUCCGCUGGCUGUUGACCCCGCCUCAAUUUCCGAGACUGUCUGAUAUCUAGAGCGCACCGCGAAACCGGUGGGGUUGGCGACAGUAUAUCAUACACCGUUUCUGCUGUGGCCUGACAAAAAUAGACGUUUUCAUGAGAACAGGCAACGACAGGAGCAAUGGACUCCCUUUCAAAAAUGCUUUUCUAUUCAAGGGUAGUGCUAACCAACAACUGCACUAUACUCCACCCCUUACAUAGCAUAAUGCCGAGUGUGCUGCUACUCUCCCUGGUACAAACCUUAGGAAACAUUCUCUAAUCCCAAAUAAAAGCUUCCAUACUAAAAACACUUAUAUUUCCAACAUACAUUAAUCACCAAAGUUCAAUGGUUGUUACAGAGAUUUGUAAAUGUAAUUAUUGCUGGAAGCACCAAUUCUUCCACCUUUGGUAUUUUUUUGCAGUGUGUUUUGUGACUACAAGUAUAAUUCAUAUAAGGUAGCAGUAGUCCGGCCCACACUCCAGUUCCCACAAAGCCUUGCUUGUUCUAUAAUUAACAGAACUGUGAAUAUCAGGGAACACGCAAGGCUCUGUGGGAAUAAGAGUCUUGGCUGGAGGAGAACUUACUGCAGAAACAUGCCUAUAUUAUUCAUGUAGUCAAAACAGAAAUUAACAAAAAGAAAAUACAGAAUCUGCUUUUUUAUAGUAAUCACAUUUAAAAUUGAAUUAAAAGUCUUUGUUAAUGUAUAUUAGAAAGUUGCCGAGAAUUACAUUUGCUUUGUUGAUUUUAAAGGUUCUGUUUGGAUUUACAUCCCCUUUAAUCUGUUUAUUGAAGUGUCUUUUAACCCACUGUAGGAUGUUUUGAUCCUGCAGCUUUCCAGAUGGCUUUUAAACCAAAGUAACCCUACUGAGGUCCCUUUAACACUACAUUCUCUUUUUUUUUUUUAUUGAGUUAGUUCAACUACUUAAAGAAAUUAAGGCUGGCUCUCAGCAGAUGGCUUAGUCGCUGGUACCUGUAUAGCUUGCACUAGCCGGUUGCUGAGUUCCAAUGCAGCAGAGGCUGUGGAGGUACCAAAUGAUGCUGCCCCUCUCUGAAGACCUCUGAUGAUGCGUCCAUCUUUCCGAUAUUGCUCAAUGGGUAGCCAGAAGAGAUCCCGCACACCAUGGACUGAAAAACAAAAAUUGGUUUUAGGAAAUGGAGUGGCCAAUGAGCUUACACAUUUUCAAUGUAUAGAUGAGACUGUACACUACAGAAAUGCCAUUCUUACAAACAAUCUGUAGCAAAAGUAGCUCUGCACGUGGCCUUCUCAAGGUCAUAUUUGCCCUACCACUAAUCUUCCCAAACCCAAGAACAGUGCUUCAAUUUCCUUAGCUUACUCUCCCCUCUCCAUGCCAAGGAAUUUUGUGAAAAAUAUGGGCAUCCUUCAAGCUUCGAACUUGACUAACUGCCAUACUGAUCAGUGAUGCCACAGCUUUAUGAAUCUUCUCUACCACAUCACCUGUUGUGGGGAAAUAAAUGGCUCCAGCUGCUUUUUAUAGGUCAGGCACAGUGGUAAAUCUGUGUGGGUCUAUUUGGGUGUGUAAAUAUUUAUAUGAGACCGUGUGUCUAUGGAUAUAUGUGAAAGAAUUAAGAUUGGCAGUGAAUGUACACAAAGUAGAGAUUUGCAGUUAUUAUUUAAGGAUGUAGAAUUCCACUGCAGUUUUGCUUUCAAAUUCUAUUUUUUCUUUUAGAAGUGUAAUCCAUGUUGCAACAUCUAAACUCUUUUUUUUUUUUUAAUUUCUUCUGUGCCAAUUAGUUUUAUAUUUCGAGCUAUUCUCAAUAUUGUCCUUUUAGUUUUCUAAUUGUCACUAUUGCCCCAUAACCAGAAAUUGAAUGCAGAAACGCAAUUGCACCUGGUACAAUUAAAGGCCAGUGGGUUGGGAGGAGGGCGCCAUUUGGAUCAGAUAAUCCCUUGGUAUUAGUCAGUGCUUGUCCUCUGCUUCCCUUGUAGGCCGACUUCAGCUCUACACGGAUUUCUCUAUAUAUCUGAAGAAAAUUGUGUGACGAUUCAACUGUAUAAAUGGUAACUGCCUUUCAUUUGCAAAUAAAAAUGUUAAUUUUC